Messenger RNA from Sycon ciliatum, 2847 nucleotides. RefSeq lists its product as uncharacterized. The record is from RefSeq and is a predicted model, not a curated record. The transcript has 2 exons. Lineage: Eukaryota; Metazoa; Porifera; Calcarea; Leucosolenida; Sycettidae. Bases 416 to 1585 code for a protein of 389 amino acids.
CUGGCAUAGGACCUGACUUGGUCGUCAGACACUGCGCAGAUGUGCAAUUUUUUUCAGAUUAUUCAUGUAAUCCUGUAGGUUUUCCUGGAACGAUUUCAGUCCGAGGCAGGCCGAGACUCGAGAUAGGCACAAUGGAGAUUCUCACCUUACUAGUCUGACUUGGUCACUUGCAGUCCCGAGCAGAAAAGAGAGAGAGAGAGAGAGAGAGAGAGAGAGAGAGAGUCCAGGGCCAAUUGGAAUUGGGAGAGUAUCCACCACUUGUCCUGGACAGUCAAUGAGAUGUUCCACUGGGUGGUUGACGUGUGUGAAAGGGUUCAUUGAUUGCAGACCAUCGCGCUUCUCGUGGACUGCACUAGAGCUUCAGUAUCAGUGAAGUUUGUGUUUGUACAGUAUAGACCAUUCGGUUGUCUGCACAAUGACUGGAUCUACGGAGCAUAACGAUGCGGUGGUCAUUGUGACUGUUCAGCUUGUUAUCAGUCUUCUCGUUAUGCCCAUAACACCGAUGCUGUGGAUCUGCGGAGCGGGACACAUGACCAGUACCGUGCAACGACUCUCCAGAACCUCGCCCGUUGUCUGGAGCAUCUUCUUCAGCAUCAUGAUGCCUGGACCAAUGACCUUCUACUCCACUGUGCUGCGUCACGCACUCGUCCCUGCCGACUGGUACAACCUAGCGGUCAGGACACUGAUAGGGGCACUUCUGGUCCUGAUGGUGGCACCCGGGUCAUACUUCCUGGCCCGAUUCUUCCGGUGGGGCACCAGACCCGAGCCUCCUCACCCCACAUUGUCCCGAUCAGCUCCAGCAGAGGAAAGUGCUGCUUUAGCGGAGAACAAGAAGACAGGUGCCAAUUCGGACAAAGAGUCGGCAUUGAAGCGACAUAGCUACCUGACCACAAAGUACAGAUUCAUUCAUUUCCUUUACUCCGGUCUCCAGUGGGCGUUAUAUGUGUUGGAUUUCUUCUUCCCGGUCAUCGAAUCCAUCGGCGUGGAGGUGGCGUGGCGCGUGUACCUGCUAUCGCGCCUGCUGUUCGCGUUAGGGCCCGAGGCGGCACUGAUAUCAAUGGCCAUACUCUCCACGCUCUCCGACCUGCCGUCCGUGCUGUACGUAGUGUGUUCCGACACGCCUAUCAUCAUACAGUACGCCAGUAGGGACGAUCCUGAGGAUAGGCGACUGUUCUAUCGCGAUGCGCCGCCAGCCUCAACCACCAUCCUGUACACACUGCACACGGUUCUGUUUAACUGUGUGCUGGGGAUGCUUGUACUCAUGUCGAACUUCUGCGUCUGGCCAUCCGUACUCCUGUCCCUGUACUGGAGUCACGUGUCGAAGAUCGUCUCCGGACGAAUGUUGGUCUCAACGUAUCUGCCGGUGGGAAUGGAAGCCCUUGCUAUGUCUCGCCUCAGCCACGAGCAGGACAAGUUCAUCAUCAAGUCCUGGAUUCGCGGACCGGCCUGGAAGGUCAGCUGUGAAGGCCUGGCUGGCAUCCUGGUGGCGUUGCCCGUUGCCGUGGCGACGUAUCACUAUGCCGGUGGCGUGUCGGAGUGGCGCGAGGCAGUGAAAGGUGUUCUUCCGCCGCAUACACUCCUGUAGUAGCUUCAGCUACCGCUGUACAGGAAUACUGAUAGCCUCAGUUCCCAUUGGACAGGCACGUUUCGUGGCAUUCAGCCACAUGAAUUUCCAUGUUCUCAACCCAGGAAGAAGCAACCCAAGGGAACGAGGCCCAGAAGUUCCCGACAUACAUGUACAUGUAUGGCGGGCGGCGCAGACCUGGAGUGAUGUGCAUGUACCUGGUACCCCUAACUAUGCCAUGAUUGGCUAUCUCUAGCUCUGUGGCUGUUGAUAACAUACUGAGCCACGGGACUGGGUACAAUCCUGCCCUUCAUCGCCAUUAACACGUACACAGAGACACUGCAACAGGUCUAUGACCAAGUGACUUCAUUUGCCGACAGAGAAGUUUACAUUGGUCCGGAAAAAAAACUAGGAGAUCAGUUUGAGAUUGAUGCUGUUGAUGCCAAACCUCCUCGAACAGACUGAUGAAAUUAGGAAUUUGGACGGAGAACUGUGUACUACAGUAGAUAUGACAGUGUAUUGUUUAAGCCCUGAUUGAUUUCUGCUACUGGCAAUCAUUAUAAUGUUCAGUGUACUUAUACUUCGCUACAUUGCUAAACACACUACCCUGGGAAAAGCCUAGCACGUUCCCUAUCUCCACCACCACCCAACAUGCUUUGUAAGCAUAAUAUACCUGGCACCCACAGAUGAAGUACUCAAUUAAUUGAGUUGUCCAAGACACACGCUAUCAUGUGACCUGUUACUACUCUUGCCUCGAAUGUCAGGGAGCGGUAUCAGAAUGCCAUCGGAAAGGUUGCGAAUCAUACCAAUCAUAAUUAUUAUCACUAUCAGUAUCAAAUGCAUGUGCAUCUGUAGCUGACAGUUGUCAGCCAGCUUAUACUUGAGAAGCAUAAUGCCCAUUGCUAUUAAUGGCAUUGCAAAGAGAGAGUGCACACGUACAUGUAUUAUGUACAUCAGACACUCAAUCUCCGGGCAGGUAGCGGUCGCAUUAAUGGUUAAAUCCCACCAAAGGUACAUGUACAUGUACGAGGGUGAAAUUCAUCGCACCACUACUGCACUAGUAUCCUUAGAUAGAAACACUACUAAGCAGCUACAUGUUUGCCAUAAAUCUAUACAUGUACCCCGUUGCAUUGCUCAUGCGGAUGGCUGUUUCAAGUUGGCCAGAUCUCUACGUCGAUCCACGGUGAGUUUCAUUCGCACAGCGUUAGCCUGGAAUAGCGAUAUAAUUACACCGGUAUUAAUUAACCUGCUCUUUUCACUUCAAAUUUCUAGUGGAAAAGUCA